This is a messenger RNA of Sorghum bicolor (sorghum), 2028 nucleotides long. RefSeq names its product flotillin-like protein 2. The record is from RefSeq and is a predicted model, not a curated record. The transcript is spliced from 2 exons. Gene Ontology annotation, cellular component: plasma membrane; plasma membrane raft. NCBI's taxonomy places the organism in Eukaryota, Viridiplantae, Streptophyta, Magnoliopsida, Poales, Poaceae. Bases 233 to 1717 code for a protein of 494 amino acids. Gene Ontology annotation, biological process: protein localization to plasma membrane.
CAGAUCGAGAUCGUUCCCACUCCGCCGCCGCCGCCGGCUAAAACCCCAAUUCCGUCUUCUUCCUCCUUCCCAAAUCCCAACCUCCCCUCCCAGCCUAUAUAUCCGCGCCGCCUCCCCAAGUGCUAUAGAUCUAUACCCUCGUCUUCUUUUCUAUUCUAAUCGUGCAACAACAGCUCGUCUCCAGCAGAUCGAUUCGAUCCCCUCCUCUCCCCUCCCGCGCCGUGUUCUGAGGAUGGCGUCCUUCAGGGUGGCCGACGCGUCGGAGUACCUGGCGAUCACGGGCUGGGGCAUCGAAGACGUGAAGCUAGCCAAGAAGGCGUGGGUGUUCGUCGGCCAGCAGUGCAAGAAGUUCGACAUCACCCCCGUCAACUACGAAUUCGAGGUGCACGCCAUGAGCUCGGAGAAGCUGCCCUUCAUCCUGCCCGCCGUCUUCACCAUCGGGCCCAAGAUCAGCGAGGACGGCAGCCACAGCGCGUCGCUGCUGCUCUACGCCAAGCUCAUCGCGCCGCACGACAAGAACUCGUCCCACGUCCGCGAGCUCGUCAAGGGCGUCAUCGAGGGCGAGACCCGCGUCCUCGCCGCGUCCAUGACCAUGGAGCAGAUCUUCCAGGGCACCAAGUCGUUCAAGCAGGCCGUCUUCGAGAACGUGCAGCUCGAGCUCAACCAGUUUGGGCUCUACAUCUACAACGCCAACGUCAAGCAGCUCGUCGACGUGCCCGGGCAGGAGUACUUCUCGUACCUUGGACAGAAGACGCAGCAGGGUGCCGUCAACCAGGCCAAGGUCGAUGUCGCUGAGGCGAGGAUGUUGGGCGCCGUCGGCGCCAAGGAACGUGAGGGCACUACACUGCAGAAGGCGGCCGAGGUCGACGCCCAGACCAAGGUCUUCAGGGUGCGCCAGGAGGCUAUUGGGAUCAAGGAGCAGGCCAAGGUGGAGGCUGAGGUCAAGGUGUUCGAGAACGAGAGGGAGGCCGUCGUCGCCGCCGCCAAGGCCGACCUCGCCACCAAGAAGGCGGCGUGGGAUAGGCAGACUAAGGUCGCCGAGGUUGAGGCGUCCAAGGCCGUCGCUAUCCGCGAGGCCGAGCUCCAGAUGGAGGUGGAGCAGAAGAACGCGCUGCGGCUGACCGAGAAACUGAAGGCGGAGCAGCUCAGCAAGGCCACGGUUCAGUACGACAUGCAGGUCCAAGACUCUAACGCCGCGCUCUACAGCCGGCAGAAGUCGGCGGAGGCCAAGCUGUACGAGCAGCAGAAGGCGGCGGAGGCACGCAAGGCGCAGGCGGACGCGCAGUUCUUCGAGCAGAAGCUGGCCGAGGACGCCAAACUGUACGCCAAGCAGAAGGAGGCGGAGUCCCUGGCCACGGUGGGCAAGGCGAAGGCGGAGUACGUGGCGUCCAUGCUCCAGGCGCUGGGCGGCAACUACCACGCGCUGCGCGACUACAUGAUGAUCGACGGCGGGCUGUACCAGGAGCUGGCGCGCAUCAACGCCGGCGCCGUCAGCGGCAUGCAGCCCAAGAUCAGUAUCUGGACCGGCGCGGACGGCGGCGCGGGCGGCGACCUCGGGGCCAGCAGCAGCGGCGCCGGCGCCGCGGCGAUGCAGCACGUUGCGGGGGUGUACAAGAUGCUCCCGCCGCUGCUGUCGACGGUGCACGAGCAGACGGGGAUGCUCCCGCCGGCGUGGAUGGGCGCGCUGCCACCCAAGGAAGAGCCCAACACCAACUGAAUCGGCUAGAGUGCUGGUGCGCUACAUGGCUGUGGCAUUGGUUAUCUUAUUAGCGUCUCUUGAUUGGUCGGUUAGUAGUCGUUCGUCAAGGUUUGUUAGGGUUAAGUUCUUGAUUGGUCAUUUUCGAGUCAGUCAGUUCGUGAAGGGUUAAGUGACAUGGCAUAUAGUUAGAUACUACAUCAUCUAUCUGGCACCUCUGGGUGCUCUGUGAACUCGGUUUUUUUAUAUGAGCGUUCUGUGUGAACUCUUGGUUAAUGCUGGUUGUGAUAUUUUCUCUUCUAUAUAUAUUCCUGAUGGUAGUGCUACUAUAA